CCCCAGAGCCCAAGCCCUCGUUCGUUGCCCCUGAACGCACUUACCUACGGAGCAAGUACGGAGCUCCGUAGUAGGGACUGAGAUCUGAAGGAGGGAACAACAAUGGUUUGGCGCGCAGGCUUGACCAGCCUCACCGAUCUUUCCAUUCAAUCGUCCCUUAGCUUUUGGAUUUCAUAGCAAGCACGUGUAUUUGCACCGCAAUCGUCCUCUUCCUCUUCCUUAUUGCUCUCUUGACACCCUCUGUAUCUUCAUAAUUUUGCCAGUUCUCAUCUCACAAUCACCAUGGCAAGCUCAAAGUACUAUAUCAAGGACGCCAUCACCAAGACAGCGGUCCACCACCACUCCUAUCAACAAUUAUGGGAGACCAAGUGGAAAAAGCCAGUGCGUGGGAACCCGUUCUCCCGCUUUCAUCAUGGGCCGACUGAUUCAACGACUAGUGCGAGAUGGGUGUCUACCCGUUCAUGUUUGGCGCCUAUACAGAUUUUGAGCCGGUUGCGCAAUCCAUCAUCAAGGCAGGACUUAAAGAACCAUACGACUGGGACGAAUAUGCCCAGUACUACUUCCCCAAGGCCGAGGAGUUGAAGAGCAUCGCCGAGGAGGCCGAAAAGGCAGGCGAGACCGAGAAGGCUUCUGAAUACUACCUUCGAAGUUCAGCCGUCUACCGUAUCGCCCGUUUUCCCACAUUCCGAUCGGAAAAGCAGAAGCUGGCCUGGAAGUUGGGAAAAGAGGUCUUUUACAAAGGUGCUGCGCUAAUGGAGCAUCCCAUCCACGAAGUCCUCAUUCCUCACAAACACGGUAUUGACGGCGAAGGGGAUGUGGUCCCUGUCAACUUCCAGCUCCCUGCGGACGCCUCACCCGAGAAGCCGGCUCCAUUGGUCCUCAUCAUUACCGGACUAGAUGGCUAUCGCACCGAACUCGCCGUGUGGCAGAAGGGAUGGGCCCAGAAGGGUGUGGCGACCUUGAUUGCAGAGAUCCCGGGGACCGGUGACUCGCCUGCCCUACGACAAGACCCCACCAGCCCCGACCGACAGUGGUCCAGCGUGUUGGACUGGAUCGAUACACAAAAAGCCGUGGACAACAAGAAGAUUGUGAUAUGGGGUUUCUCAACCGGUGGGUAUUAUGCGCUUCGGGUUGCACAUACACACAAGGACCGACUCCUGGGUAGCGUCAGUCUCGGCGGUGGUGCCCAUCACAUGUUUGAUCGGGAGUGGUUGGAGAACGUCAACAAGCUCGAGUACCCCUUUGACCUCGCUGGCACCCUGACAUACAAGUUUGGCUACCCGGAUCUCGAGUCCUUUAUCCUCGAUGCCGGAAAAUUCUCGCUACUUAACGAUGGAACACUAGACAAACCUUGUACUAACAUGCUACUCGUCAAUGGCAACGACGACGAGAUAUUCCCCAUCGAUGACAUGUUUGUCGCCUUGGAGAAUGGACAGCCCAAGCAAGCCCGCAUGGUCAAGGGCAAGAAGCACAUGGGGGAGCCCGACAGCUUCUUUAUCAUCCUGAGAUGGAUCUAUGCUCUUCUGGGACUCGAGGGUGACAUUUUUGACCAGAUGAAGACUUUGCCUAGCCGACCGAAAUAUUAACGGAUGACUCAUGCCACCUGCGAUUUGGUAGAUUAGAGUUGGAUAGACGGCAGAUUUAUUCAUAUAUCCCGUCUUGCGGCGAAUCAUUUACAUCAAGAGUCGGUGAGAAAUAAAAGCCACGCCUUUGGAUAAGGAAAGUUGUCAGGUCUAUAGAUACGUGUCUACUCAUCCUUUGUUCCUUAUCCUUUAGCAAACGAUCCCACGAUCCCAUAAAAUGCAUUCCCAUUCCUCCUCGGUGCUUCCAACGUGGGGGUUUAUCAGGCAUCGAAAUCUGCCCCGUACCCGGGCC
Messenger RNA from Exophiala mesophila, 1875 nucleotides. RefSeq lists its product as hypothetical. The record is from RefSeq and is a predicted model, not a curated record. NCBI's taxonomy places the organism in Eukaryota, Fungi, Ascomycota, Eurotiomycetes, Chaetothyriales, Herpotrichiellaceae. The transcript is spliced from 5 exons. Bases 444 to 1586 code for a protein of 380 amino acids.